Messenger RNA from Condylostylus longicornis, 2198 nucleotides. RefSeq names its product GATOR complex protein NPRL3 (gene Nprl3). Bases 76 to 1950 code for a protein of 624 amino acids. The transcript is spliced from 4 exons. Gene Ontology annotation, cellular component: GATOR1 complex. The record is from RefSeq and is a predicted model, not a curated record. NCBI's taxonomy places the organism in Eukaryota, Metazoa, Arthropoda, Insecta, Diptera, Dolichopodidae. Gene Ontology annotation, biological process: negative regulation of TORC1 signaling; positive regulation of autophagy; cellular response to amino acid starvation.
UCAGUUAUGCUUUGUUUUGUUAUCUCUGCAAUGACAACAAUUUCAUUAUAUUUUUAAAUUUAUUUAUAAAACAAGAUGGAAGUGAAUCCUUUAAGUAUAAUAUUGGUGAAAUCGGAUAGUAAAGGUGAUCGACUACUUUUUCGAUACCCAUACCGAAUGGAAGCACCCACAAUAAAUAAAGAAACAAAAAGACAAAAUCCUUAUUCUAUGCAAUUAUCUGAUGAUGUUCUUCAAAGCUCUUCUUCUCAGACAUCAAACAUAAUUAAAGGGCAAUUAACUGGUUUUUCUGAUGAAGUUUUGUCAACAUUAUUCGCUGUAAAGCAAGAACUAUGUAACAAAAAAUUUGAGUUAAAAGUGAAUGAUGUGCGAUUUGUAGGGCAUCCUGCCUUGAUGCAAGCAAACAAUAAACAACAAGACGAACGACAAGGUCAAACUUCAACAUCACAUAUAUUAAUCAAUAUCGUUUUUGCUUUAUACGCUCAAGCAAGUUAUUCGAUUGUAAAAUGUUAUUAUGAAUUAAGUAAAAAAUUAGGUUAUGCGUUGAAUUACGAAGAGAAUCGCGUUGGGUAUCUAUCAGAUGAAAUGAAUUUAAUGGUGAAAACUCACGACGAAGUGGCAGCAACACAAGAACAUGAGGAAAUCACAAAUGAAGUAACAUCGAACACAGAAAAUGUUUCGUCUUUUGAUUUAGUUCUUGAAAGGUCAACCUUAGCACAAUGUUUAAAAACAGUUUAUCAAGAUUUAUGCACAAAUGGCCUACUAAAUAUUACUAUUAAUCAAUACGUUAUAUUAAGUUUUUGUCUUCCACAAAAGGCUCAUCAAUUUCAUAAAAAGGGUGUUAUCGUAGAGCCAGAAACUAUUGACAGGUGCCUUCAAUCUUUAAAGCCUUACCAUGGCAUGCUUUUAUUGGUAGAAUUUGCUGAACUUCUAGAUUGUGUUCCACCAACUGGAGCAAGGCUCCUUCUACAACUUAUAGAAGUAUACAACCCAUUUAAGAGUUUACAAUUAAUGGCUGCCGACGCAGAACUUUCUAUUGAAAAUGUGUAUCAAUUAGUUGGGCACUUAGUUUAUUGGGCGAAAGCUACGAUUAUUUAUCCAUUGUGCGAAACAAAUGUUUAUGUAAUAGCCCCUGAUGCGCCUCUAUAUACAAAUUCACCUUUAGUUGAAAAAUUUUCUGCAAGAUUCCCGGGGAUGUCUCUUUUCGAAGUAAUAAGUGAUUUUUCUCUACCUACUUCAAUUGGUCAUCUUACGACACCAUUGCAACAACCAGCAAGGCAAGGUAUUUUAGCACAAAUGGUAUUGUGGAUGCUUCAAAAUCAUUUAUUGAUGCAGUUACAUACUUACGUACAAUUUAUGCCAAAUGAUCAUGGCGAAUGUGAAGAAAUUUCUGGCGCUGAAUAUGAUCUUGGACCUUCAGAUGAACUUGCUGAAGAUAACCGAAGCUUAACCCCAAUAGAGGACGAGUUAAAUGCUGGGUCUUUAAUGAGUCUUUCAAGUCAACCUUUGCCAGUUCCUCCAAAUACAAGUCGAAGAUCUAUUACAGAUGAACACUUUUCUGUAGGUGAUUCAACAGUUUCUGAUAAUAUAGCUGUGCAACCAUCUUCAAGCCAUAAAUCCAAUUUUAGUAUGUCAUUUAGUACGGAAAACUGCGACAGUAUAGAUUCGAUUGAUGAUGAAGAAAAAAUUAAAGAAUUGUUGAAUGCUUUUCAAGAACCAGAUAGAUCAGCUGUAAGAAGGAUACCAGCCGCUUCCAAUAUAGAUGAUUUAUCACUUAUGGUAAAACUUUGGCAAGCGGGUUACUUUAAGGGGGAUCAUCAUUUGGAAGAAAUAAUGUAUUUUGAAAAUUUGAGACGUUCCCAACUUUUACAACUAUUAGAUAAAUUUCGUGAUGUUUUAAUCAUAUAUGAAACAGAAGAUCCUGCAAUUGCAUCAUUAUAUUCCCAAAGUUAAUAAUAAUAAUAACAAUAAUAUUUACGUACUUUGAUUUGUAAGAAUAUUAAAUUCAUUUAAUUUAAAAACAAAGGUAUUUUUUAAAGAAAUAUUGUUUAAAUAAGGAAAUUAUAUAAUAUGAAAUUAUAAAUACAUACAAAUGUAACAAAUGGUAUACAAAAGCAUAAUAGCAAUAUUUAAGUGAUUUCAUUUUAUGUACUCUUAUGACAUAAUUGUUAUAUUUAUAUACCUACAUACCUUGUUUUAGA